Tribolium madens (black flour beetle) is the source of this 476-nucleotide messenger RNA. RefSeq names its product HIG1 domain family member 2A, mitochondrial. Gene Ontology annotation, biological process: mitochondrial respirasome assembly. The coding region runs from base 69 to 380 and encodes 103 amino acids. Gene Ontology annotation, cellular component: mitochondrion. The transcript is spliced from 2 exons. The record is from RefSeq and is a predicted model, not a curated record. Lineage: Eukaryota; Metazoa; Arthropoda; Insecta; Coleoptera; Tenebrionidae.
UGUCACAUAACCCCACAAAAAACUAAUCAAACUCAAAUCAAAUAUUUCAGGUCCCCAAAACAGUGAUAAUGGCCCAACACUCCUUCGAAGGUGAGGAAAUCGAGUUCGACUGGAUCCAGCUCCAGAAAGACAUUCGGGGCGGCGAGGAGACCCGCAAGGAGAAAUUAAUUCGCAAAAUUAAGGAAAACCCAAUGAUACCAAUAGGUUGUUUGGCCACGACUUGCGCUCUAUGUUACGGGUUGUGGAGUUUCAGGACCGGGAACAGGAAGAUGUCGCAGUACAUGAUGCGGACCCGAAUCGUGGCCCAAGGGUUCACCGUUGUGGCCCUAAUUGCCGGAAUUGGCAUGGGGGCCUCCAAAAUCGAGCGGCCGAAGAAGUAAUACGUGGGGGGCUUUGGCCAUGUAUAUGAGUGAUAUUUAUUUAGUUGUGUAUUUAAUAGAUAAUAAAAUGCAAAAAUAAAGUCUAUAUUUAUGUAA